Varanus komodoensis (Komodo dragon) is the source of this 4779-nucleotide messenger RNA. It is a transcript of the gene GLYR1, whose product is annotated as glyoxylate reductase 1 homolog. The record is from RefSeq and is a predicted model, not a curated record. Bases 224 to 1879 code for a protein of 551 amino acids. Gene Ontology annotation, molecular function: oxidoreductase activity, acting on the CH-OH group of donors, NAD or NADP as acceptor; NADP binding; NAD binding. Lineage: Eukaryota; Metazoa; Chordata; Lepidosauria; Squamata; Varanidae. The transcript is spliced from 16 exons.
CUCCUGUCCACCCUCCGCCUCCACUUUUUCUGAUCUGACCUGUGGGGCUGAGACAGGAGGGUAGGCAGGGGGCGGAGCGAAAGGCCGCGGCCCGGGAGUCUCUGCGCCUGGAGAGGAAGAGGAACAGCCGCCGUUCAUAGUGGUUGUUCUGGGCUGGGCAGAGGAGGAGGGGUGUGGCGGCGGCGGCAGCAGCAACAACGACGGUGCCGGCUGGGUCGGGAAGAUGGCGGCGUCGGCGGCUGUCCCUGUGAACCUGAGGCUCGGGGACCUUGUGUGGGGGAAGCUGGGCCGUUACCCUCCUUGGCCAGGAAAGAUUGUUAACCCUCCAAAGGAUCUGAAGAAGCCUCGUGGGAAGAAGUGCUUCUUUGUGAAAUUUUUUGGGACAGAAGACCAUGCUUGGAUUAAAGUGGAGCAGCUGAAGCCGUAUCAUGCCCACAAAGAAGAAAUGAUUAAAAUUAAUAAAGGCAAGAGAUUCCAGCAAGCUGUGGAUGCUGUAGAGGAAUUCCUGAAGAAAGCCAAAGGCAAGGACCAGGCAUCUUCUCAUAACUCCAAUGAAGAGAAGAACCGGCGAAAUUCCAGUGAAGAAAGGGGCAAGCAUUCAGUGGGAGAAGAGAAACACAAAGCCGGGUUGUCAGAAGGGAAGCCGAAAAAGAGAGUUUCUUCUGUUUCCUCUGAGCGAGGCUCAAAAUCCCCACUGAAGAGAACAUAUGAGCAAAGCCCCCGGAAGCGAGGGCGCCCCCCCAAAGAUGAGAAGGACCUGACAAUCCCUGAGUCAAGCACAGUGAAGAGAAUGAUGACGGGCACCGUGGCUGGAUUCAAAUGGCCGCCAAGCGUAAGCGAGCCUGUGAAAGAUGGCGACCCGCAUUUCCAUCACUUCCUGCUUAGCCAGACAGAGAAGCCAGCUGUUUGCUAUCAGGCCAUUACAAAGAAGCUGAAGGUGUGUGAAGAGGAAACUGGGUCCACAUCCAUCCAGGCUGCAGACAGCACAGCUAUCAAUGGCAGCAUCACUCCUACAGACAAAAAGAUAGGGUUCCUUGGCCUUGGCCUGAUGGGAAGUGGCAUCGUAUCCAACUUAUUAAAAAUGGGCCACACUGUCACAGUCUGGAACCGGACUGCUGAGAAGUGUGAUUUGUUCAUCCAGGAGGGGGCACGAUUGGGAAGAACCCCCGCUGAAGUGGUCUCAACCUGUGACAUCACUUUCGCCUGUGUAUCUGAUCCAAAAGCAGCCAAGGAUCUGGUGCUUGGUCCUAGUGGAGUACUCCAGGGUAUACGUCCAGGAAAGUGCUAUGUGGACAUGUCCACUGUGGAUGCAGAUACCGUUACAGAAUUGGCCCAGGUGAUCGUAUCCAGGGGUGGUCGCUUCCUGGAAGCCCCAGUCUCAGGGAACCAACAGUUAUCUAAUGACGGGAUGUUAGUGAUCUUAGCUGCUGGAGACAGAGGCUUAUAUGAAGACUGCAGUAGCUGUUUCCAAGCAAUGGGGAAGACCUCUUUUUUUCUAGGGGAAGUGGGCAAUGCUGCCAAGAUGAUGUUGAUUGUCAACAUGGUCCAAGGAAGCUUCAUGGCCACAAUAGCAGAAGGAUUGACUCUGGCUCAGGUGACUGGUCAGUCGCAGCAGACCCUUCUGGAUAUCCUCAAUCAGGGACAGCUCGCCAGCAUCUUCCUGGAUCAGAAGUGCCAAAACAUCCUACAAGGAAACUUUAAACCGGAUUUCUACCUGAAAUACAUCCAGAAGGAUCUCAGAUUAGCCAUUGCACUAGGCGAUUCUGUUAACCACCCAACUCCCAUGGCAGCUGCAGCCAAUGAGGUCUACAAACGGGCAAAAGCAUUGGACCAAUCUGACAAUGACAUGUCUGCUGUGUACAGGGCCUAUAUCCAUUAGGCUACCCCAUUUAUUGUUAAUAUCAUGAUUAUUAAUUAUGAUGCUGAUGAAUACUGGGUUUUAACUCUGGACCAGUCCAUCUCUGUCUGUCUGUCUCUCUCUCUUCCACCCCCGCCCCAUUUUCUUUUUUAAUACAAAAACUCUUGAGAUCUGCCGUGAGGGCAGUCGCUACAGCAAACCUUCCUGUGCCAGCAGCAAGAGUAUGAGGAAACAGGGCUGGAUCAUCGCCAUCUUUACCACAUGCUGAGAGUCAUGGGAUGAAAUUUGUGGAAAGUGAUUCUGGCCAGAAAAUCUGCUGCUUGGCUUCUUCUGGUUGUCAUUUGUAUGAGUGUCCCCAAGUUCAUUUUUUGUUUUUAACUGCUGUUUUCACUUUGCUGUGGGUAAUACAUAUGUUGGCAUCUCUUGUGCUUUAGGAACAGUUAAAAGAUGGAUGUCUGGACUGCCUGUUACCCUGUACGGCCUUAGGCCUUGAUUAGGAUGGGAACCUGGCUCCUGUGUUUUUUCUUUGAGGAAAUGAUCAAGAAGGUGAUGGGGCUUGAAUCAGCAAGGCAGGUGGGGGUAUUCCCCACCUCAACAACUCAUUGGAAUUGUUUCUGAGAAGAAAAGAUCUCGGUCUAUGUCACUGAUAUAGAGACAAGCUUUGUUUUAAGGAAACACAGGUUCCAGUGUAUGUAUGGGGACUGUGGUAUACAGAAAGCAUGUAGAGGAUUUCCAAAAGGCUAACCCAAUUCUGCACAUUGCUGUGAGCCCCUUCAUUUUUAGAUAGCUGGUGAAACUUUGUCUUCCUUCCUUUUUAACUUGGAACACCUGCAUAAUCUAUAACUGUUCAUGUUUUCAGGGGGCUCCUUGGAUUCAUCUAAAGUUGUCAGAUAGCCAUCAGGUAAGAAGGUUGAUCAAAGAGCAUAGAAACCCCAACAUUUAGCACCAGAAUCUUGACUUCCAGAUUUACCUUCCUGUAAAAUUGGAAGAGGCCAUGCCAAGUUCACUGUAAAGCCUUUGUUGUGAUUAAUAAACUCUGCUUGAAUGAUCCAAUGGCAAAGCCAGCAAGCUAUGAACUGAUGAGGCAGAAUCUACUGGUGAAAUGGUGAAUUCUCCCAGCAGCAGACAGAUCAGGUAGCCAUGCUUUGGCAAUACCUAGCAAAAUAAGCAGGGAGUGGCUUCUGCUGAUAAGAACUGAUCCUGUAGAAAAUCCAACAAGAUCCCACAGAAUUCAGAAAGUCCUCCACUGGCAAUGAAUAAAGUCCAAGCCUUUUCACCCAGUAAAUUUUGGUGACGCAGUUCCCUAACAAAACAAGUGGUUUCAUGUGAACAAUGCCUCAUUCUCUCUAGCAGCCCUUAAACUUUCAAAAUGGAAUGUAAGACCAAAGGAAGGAGUUGUUUCGCAAGUAGUGGAGACAAUGUGUACCUCUCAAGUAUUAGUCUUUGAAGAGAGCCCCGUGCGCACACGUGGACUGCCCAUGUGGCGGGCAAUUAGGAAUGCGCCGGCUGGGACACCCCUCUUGUUUGCAUGCUGGAUAUUUUGCUUUUGCUUAUUCCACAUGGAUAGACCCACCCUGUGGAAUCAGUGCAUCACAGUUUCGUGCUGAAAAUAUCACAUGCACGAAAUAUCUAAAACUUCCGUGAACACCAACCAGCCGUGUGAGUGUUCUACUUUUGCAGCAGAACAUGCUCCUUGUGCAGCUCUUUACUCCUAUGAUGGAGGCAGCCCUCCUGGAAGAGGAAGGGAGCCAAUAGAGCACAGAUUUGGCUGCGGCCCUCCGCUCAUGCUUAUGUUUUCUAGCACAGUCAUCAAACCAUUGCAUUGCUCUGCAGUGGAAACUGUUGGGCAGUUGUAGCAUGGAUCUGCACGCCCAGCUCUUGUAAGGGACAGCAGCAGCCUCUUUGUUAGGAAGGUGCUCCUCUUAGGGAUCCUCCCGCUGGCUGGUUUCUGGCGACGGCAGGUAGAUCAUUGUUCAGGCUCCUUUGCUUUCUCAGGGAGCCUCUGAAUGUUGUUACAGAACCGGUGGGGAGGGAGAUUCAUCUUGCGAGACCAGUCUGUAGAAAACGUGAAGCCUCCCAACGGAACUCUCCAAUCCCAGGACACCUUAUUUGCCCUGAAGCGGAAAAUCUAAACUGAAGUGGGAGUGACAGUUGGAGAGAGCCAUAAUGUCUUCCGUUAAAGGCCUCUCCCUGUGGUUUUUCUGACAAGGGAGAAGAGGGUGUGCCCCUCCCUGCCGGACUGUGCAGUUGCUGAUACCCCGAGGCCGAGAGUGUGGUGGGGCUGCGCUGUUUCAGAUGCCACUUCGGAAGGGAAACUGUAUCUUGUUGGCAGCAAAAUCUUAUAGUAUGUGGUGCCUUAAAGGUUUUCUGUGGCAUCAACUUUUACAGGUCAGAAGUAUGCUUGACUCAGAAGUUUUAUACCACAAGAUACGUGCUUUUAAGGUGCCACAUGACUAGUUUCUGGGUAUUUAGUUUCUCUGCUCCAGGAGCCAGUUUGUUCAAAAUCCUUUGUGGCGUCUCCUCAAAUUCCAGUUGGUGAUAGUGCAGGAGGGGAAGGUAGAUUGCAAGAGAAUAUGAUGGAACUGGCUUAGUCAUUGUCUUAAUAUUGUUGACAAUACUGUAAAGUUCCUUUUUAGCAAUGGCUUUUUUUUUGCUCCUUUUUAAAGAGAAAAAUGUGACACUUGUGGAAAGCUUGUAAGAAAAAGCAGUUUUCUUUUAAUUCCCUUUCCUUGGAUGACCGAUCUAUAGAUAAUUAAGGUUGUGAAUUUUUUAAAAGAAAUUUGCCUUGUUUUUAAUUAACGUUUGUCAUUCAGAAUAGGAUGUGUGGUGAUGAUUAAAUGGCAGAAACAGAAAUGAUUUUUUUCUUGUGCAAUUAACAAAGCUACUGGCAAAAGGAAAUAAAACCUUUCUUGGUAACACAA